Molecule: messenger RNA, 2000 nt
Organism: Tigriopus californicus
Lineage: Eukaryota; Metazoa; Arthropoda; Copepoda; Harpacticoida; Harpacticidae
Product: prolyl 4-hydroxylase subunit alpha-2-like
Exons: 9
Coding region: 286-1923 (545 amino acids)
Biological process (GO): peptidyl-proline hydroxylation to 4-hydroxy-L-proline
Cellular component (GO): endoplasmic reticulum
Molecular function (GO): procollagen-proline 4-dioxygenase activity; protein binding; iron ion binding
Source: RefSeq, a predicted model, not a curated record
AUUCUCAAAGCCAGAGCAUGACAGGUACGUGAAAAGAGAUUCACUUCACAAGCCCGAACCAGACCCACUCUAACUGUGUGGAGAUCUUCACAUGAGAAUACUGUUAUUGUACCAAGCAAUUUCAUUUGAUACUGGCCGAGCACGGUGCUUGGAUUGGGAUUUGAGUGACAAAGUUGUCUUAACUUGUGAAUCGGGCUGAGGAAACGAUUGAUUUGGUCCAAGGAGCCAAGGUUGAUGAUAACUGUGCUGAAAGACUGACCGACCGUUUUCUUCAAUUGGUCAACCAUGAGGGUGGUUUAUGUUGUCAUCCUUGUGAUGAGCAGUGUCGUGAUUCCUCCCAAUUUGUGCGAAGUAUUCAGCUCGGCCAGUGACAUGCAAAUGGUUUUCGCCGUUGAACGAGAUAUUGUGGACAUCUUGAGCCAAUAUUCGAAAGAUUUGGAGACCAAACUCAAUAGGAUUCAAUCUUACUUGGAGGAGGUUAACAUUCUCGAAUCGGAGAGAUUGCCACAAGAAUCGGACGAUAGAUUUCUGGAACGCAUGGCCGGCAACCCCAUUCAUGCGUACAAGCUCAUGAAAAGGUUCUCGGUCGAUUGGAAGAAAAUUGAAGAUGAUCUCAAAAACAGCAAUUGGAGUGAAACUGAAUUUGCUCUCAAGAGAAAACGUUUGAGUCCAGUCACACCACGAGAAGAUGAUUUGAAUGGUUCAGCACAAUCUUUGAUUAGAUUACAAGACGUGUAUGAAUUGGACAUCCGAGACAUGAUCAGAGGCAAGUUUGGCAAAGGAAACCAACGAGUGGCUUCAAAGGCGACCUUAACGGCACAAGAUUGUCUAUUUAUGGGCAAACAUUGCUUCAAUAGUGGAGCAUUGGCCCGGAGUUUGGAGUGGUUUGAAGAAGCUUGGGUCUUGGCUGGAAGAGAAGGCAAUCAAACGGUGAGCCAGGAUCAAAUCCAGACCUUCAUCGACCAUGCCGCCAAGACCCAUGAUGAACGAGUGCUCAAUGGAGACAAGGAUCCUAACCUGUUCCCAAAGCCCGUUUACGAAGAGCCCCCGUUUCAACAGAGAGAAAAGAUCUACCAAACCAUUCAUGACAAACUGAUGAAGAACCUGACCUCUCCUCACUUAGUACAUGAUAAUGAGGAUGAUAUCCCACGGUUCAAUGCUCUUUGUCGUGGCGAGGAGCUCAGGGCCCCAGAGUAUGUAGCCACGUUGAAGUGCUUCUAUAGUCAUCAGAACGACCCUUAUUACUACCUCCAUCCUGCCCAAAUCGAGGUUGCCCAUCACAACCCGUUGAUUCGGAUCUUCCACAACGUUCUCUCCGAUGAUGAGAUGACAACCAUUCGGGGCAUUGCUGCUCCAUUGUUGAUGCGGUCUCAAGUCCAGGGAACGGGUAAAGGGGCCACCAAGAUAUCCAAUUCAAGAACCUCCAAAACCAGUUGGUUGCAGGAUUCGUUUGAUCCGCUGAUUCGGAUUGUCACCCAACGCGUUGCCUGGAUGACUGGCUUGAACACGGAUACCAUGAAAGAGGAAUCCGAGUUGCUUCAAGUGGCCAAUUACGUCAAUGGAGGCCAUUACAACCCCCAUCAUGAUUAUGUUAUGAAGGAAAAGGACCCCAACCACAUGAUUCAAUUACCUCACAAGGGAAUGUACAUAGGAGACCGAAUCGCCACGUGGAUGUUUUAUAUCAAUCAUGUCCCUGCCGGGGGUCGAACCGUGUUUCCUCGGAUUGGAGCAGGCGUCACUGCCACGGGUGGAUCGGCUGUGUUUUGGUACAAUCUCCAUAAGAGUGGAGAAGCUGAUCGAGCCACUUUACACGGGGCCUGUCCAAUUUUACACGGAACCAAAUGGGUAUCAAACAAGUGGAUCCGAGAAGGUGGACAAGCAUUCACACGACCUUGUGGCUUAACCAAAGACGAAGGCAAAUAAAUUAACGAAUUUCAAUGAAAUUUAAAAUAAAUGCUGUGAUAAGAACCAACUCUGUCUGGGUGCAUGCACUCUUGUUU